Messenger RNA from Patiria miniata (bat star), 2596 nucleotides. Its product is annotated as methylmalonic aciduria type A homolog, mitochondrial-like. Lineage: Eukaryota; Metazoa; Echinodermata; Asteroidea; Valvatida; Asterinidae. Bases 171 to 1388 code for a protein of 405 amino acids. Gene Ontology annotation, cellular component: cytoplasm. The record is from RefSeq and is a predicted model, not a curated record. The transcript is spliced from 6 exons. Gene Ontology annotation, molecular function: ATP hydrolysis activity; GTP binding; GTPase activity.
CUGUGAUUCAACAGAGGGCGCUCUUCGCAAAACACAGGCGAGUUGACUUUGGAGUUUCCACCAAAUUUCGUAGUUUUUCGUACUCGAGUUUUCCGUUGAUACACCGUCAUCAAAAAUGAACAAUUGAAUCCAUUUACCAGCAAGACACCAACAAAAAAAUUCUCUUGGAAAUGGCAGCGUUACAGACAAGGUUCUUCUGGACUUCGUCCCUAGUGAAACAUUCCUCCAGGACAACACAAAGGACCUCCCUCCACUGCCGAAAUUCGCUAGUCCCUCACAGCUCCUGGAUUUUACACAACAGACCACUCUGUCUGAGUUCAGGACACAAAACUCAGGAGACCCAACCCCAAGAAGCGGAGAGACCAGCCAAGAAACUCUUCCGAGAGCUCGUGUCGGAGCAUAGGGCCGCCAUCGCUCAGUGUAUCACGCUGGUGGAGUCCACUCACCGCGCCAAGCAGGCACAGGCAAGGGAACUUCUCGCCGAAAUUCUCGCCUACCUGAGGAAGAAGACGACAGAGAAUCAUGGAAUACCCCCCUCAUUCCGAAUAGGCUUGACAGGGCCGCCCGGUGCGGGAAAGUCCACGUUCAUAGAAGCGUUUGGCAAGCAACUGACCGAGGCAGGCCACAAGGUGGCGGUGUUGGCUGUCGACCCAUCCUCUUCAUACAGUGGAGGUUCUUUGCUGGGCGACAAGACAAGGAUGCCCGAGUUGACACGGGACAUGAGAGCUUACAUCCGUGCAUCGCCCACGUCCGGCAGUCUCGGUGGAGUGGCGCGUAACACCAACGAUGCCAUUGUUGUCUGUGAGGGCGCCGGCUUCGACAUCAUCCUUGUUGAAACCGUUGGUGUUGGUCAAUCAGAAUAUGCGGUUGCAGACAUGGUGGACAUGCUGCUGUUGUUGGUCCCACCGGCCGGUGGCGACGAGCUCCAGGGAAUCAAACGAGGCAUCGUGGAGAAAGUUGACCUGAUCCUGGUGACCAAGGCAGACGGGGAGCUGAAGAUCCCCAGCCGACGGGUCAAGACGGAGUACACGAGCGCCCUCAAGCUCAUGCGCAAGAGAUCGGCCGUCUGGUCACCUAAGGUGAUGCAGGUGUCAGCCGUCACCAAGACCGGUCUGACGGAAGCCUGGGACGCGAUGUCCGAGUACCGGAACAUCAUGGUCAAGUACGACCUCCUACUCCCCAAGCGCUCCAAGCAGCACCGCAUUUGGAUGUGGAACCACAUCCGAGACAACAUCAUGGACAUCUUCCGCUGUCACCCGGACAUCGGGCCGGAGUUACCGCGGAUGGAAGCGGAGGUAGAUCAGGGGAGAAUCACCUCGGGAAUGGCCGCCGAUAUACUGCUCGGCAGGUUCCGAGCAAGGAUGUCCUGGCACGACAAUGAUUUAUAAUGCUUCUCAUAGCUUCUUAAUUGUGUUUAUAAGAUAGUUGAGACUAUGGCGUGGGUUGUUUGCAAUUGGCGUGCUAUGGUGACAAGCCAUAGACAUUGACAGUGAUGCCCGUUUAGGAUGUGCUAAAAGCCCCGUGGCAAUUAGUGGACCCUACCAGCAUGUCAAUUAAACAGCCUGCAUUGACCAAUUAGAGCAGGACUUUUGGUCAGGUGACCAAAAGUCACAGGCAGGUGGGUGGGGCUUAUGACCUAAUCUGGAAGCCAUUAUGAUGCCUAAACUGUUUUCACUGCAAGCAUGUCUAGUUCCCAGAAAUCAUAAGUGAAAAGCUAAUGUGAGUUUGAUCAUUGCCUCAUAGGCAGGUAGUCCUAGCAUAAGCAACAUUUUGGGAUGACUCCCCACUUGUCCUUGUGAAACUAUCUGCUGUAUGGCUUCGUGGCUGAAAGCGUGUAUGGCUUCCUCAAGCGAUAGUAAACUUCAAAGUUUGAUCAAUGCAUUGUAGGUAACUGCUUUUGGCUUGAGUAAAACCUCUUUUAUGGCGUCCCAUUUUUUUCUGUAAAAUUGCUCCAGUAUUUGCCAGUCAGUUUUAUUCCUCUCACCUAAAGUGUAUGAUAUUUUACAGGCUGUAUUAAGGAAACAGCAAAUCCCAAAAUAAUGGAUUAUUCUGUUAAAAUUAUGAAUUCGAACUUUAUCAAUGUAGCUGUAUCUGAAAGUGCUAUUUAUCAGUUCCCCAUUGAUACCUAACUUGCAAUUCUUCAGUCAUGGAUGACUGAGUUGUUUUGAUUUCAAAACGGAAGGUCGCAACCAUAUUUUGUCAAGCUGGGCCGAUUCUUAUCACUGAGAUGACCCGACCAAACAAUACACCAUCACUAGCUGUGGAUUGGGUGUUGAAAGGGAGGUCAACACAGUCCAUUGUUGGGACUGAUCAGGCCACCUCUAAAUCAGACCAGCCUGGCAAAACAAGGUGUUUGUUGUUUGAGCUUGUGUUUACAUUCAAUGGUGCUCAGUUAUCCGUCGCUGUAGGUGUGCAAUAUGGGAUGAACGGCAAGCUGGUGAACCAUCCUUGAAGAUAUGACCACACAGACAGUCAAUAGAAGGUUUUGCCCUUCACUGACACAUAAACACUUGUAUACUCGGUGUGUUACCUCCAGAGUGAAAGUUGGAAAAAAAUCACUCGGUGGGACUCGAACCCACGACCUCCUGCUUUCUAG